AAUCCUUUGUGCGACCCAGAGAGAGUUUUCAUGUCAGAUUUUUUAUUCGUGUCCAAGAUUUUUUGCAGGUCUCUAUAGUCUUUCGAUUUGAGAAAUUUUAAGUCAAUAUUGGAAUUCUUUAUUCUGGCAGAUGCCGGAUGUGUGCGAGGAGAGGUUCUAAAAUUUUAAGUUUCAAUUUUGAUUUUUUUUGAGCCAGUUGGACAGGUGGUCUGUGGAUGGUGUAGUGACCGCAUUCGAUUGCACACAGCAAUAUCUUUAUCCAAUCAAGUUUUUGUAAUGUUUUAUAUUUGCUCAUUUAACCGACUUAUUCGUAGCUACGCUAAUAAGAAGAUUUCAACUUAGUGGCACUCAGCGAAAGUUUCUCAACAUGAGUAUGGUGGAUCAGUUGUGUACGGAUGCGGAAGAACGAGAAGACGAUAAGGAGUCGGUAAACAGCUUAGAUGGUACAAUGGGUUCUGAUUUAGUGCUCAGUAAUUCAAUGUGUAGUUCAAGAAAUGAAACUCUAGAGCUCUCAUUGACAUUUGUUAGCAGCACAGACGCUAACGAAACCCGAAACUGUUUUAGUCCCAACGAAAGCGACGAAACAACUCAUAAUAUUCUUUCCGUUUGUGAUGCCGUGGAUGUUAGUAUAUAUAGGGAAGCUGUUUCACAAGAAAGUCCAAACAGUAGCUUCAUCGGCUUUUUACAUAAGCAGUUGACCGCAUCAGGUUUAGACUUGGUGGGUGAUUUACACCAAUCCUAUUGUUCGAAUGAUUCUAAACUAGUUUGGGAACAAAACGUGGACGAAACAGCACGUGAAACUUAUUUCGCCCAACUCAAUGAAAACGAUGGACUAGAAGGUAUAGAAGAAUUGUUGGAGGAAUCGCGGGAAGGUGGGGAGUCGCCCACACAAUUUGACAAGAACGAAAGCAUAAUUGAUCAAGGUAAUGCUGACGUGCUUUUGAAUUCAUCCAGUCAUACGCAACCUCCUACAAGCGUCAUCUGUAAGAAACGUCGCUCCAAUUUUCCAAUGGAACGGCCCCCCUCACGACUUCGCAUUGAAAAUGAAGCAAAUAUGCAGUGGAUGAAACCUGCCGAAACUAGUCAAUACACUCACUCCCAGGCAUCUCAUUCUCAAUUGAAUCCAAAUACUAGAUCACAAAGCACGAUACUGCUCGCUUCACAACUAGUAUUAGAAAACCAAUCAAUUACAAACGGAAUCGAACUUGUUGGUACUGCAAACUUCCAAACUGCCGAAGAUAACCAAACUUUGGGAAUUGAUACAAAUAAACAGUCCCAGGGAUUCGGCUCUCAAGUGUUGGAAGAAUCGCUCAAUUUUUUGGACCCGGUUAUGUAUCCAAACGAAAAUACGGAGAAUUAUAAUCUAGACGUAUCUGUUAAUAGAUCUCCAUCACUUCUUCGUGAAAAUCGAGAUAUUUCCCCUCACGAAUCUUUUAACAUAGUAAAUUUUGAUGCGAGUAGAAGCAGCACGCCUAGACAUCAUUCAAUUGACGAUUACGAACUACUCAAUCGAACAGAUGCAACUAUGGAGAUUAUAAAUUUACCAUUGCAAGAAACCAGUUUACGCGAUGGUAAUUUGAACAUACUCACCGGCAAAAACUCGCCAUUAUCGACCGGUUCAAAUGAAAAUCUUACCGACCCACAGAAACGAAUAAGAAGUGCCCUGAAUCGUAUAACCAUGGAUAAGGAGUUGGUGUACAAAGGUCCGAGAGGCCUGUACGGCGAAAAAAUUGAAGAGAAGAAUCAGAGACUAAUACAAGAAGUAGAAAAUUUUUUUUACAAGAUGCUGGUAAAAGCUGUCAAUAAAAAGCCGUUCAUGAUGAAUGUUCAACUAUGUAAUUUAGGAAACUGCACAUAUGAGAAUGGAAUAGUGGAGUUGAAGAAAUUUGAUAAGUGCAUCUUUCAACAGAUGUGUACUUGGUCCAGACCUAGAAGGCGAUUCAACAUCAUAGUGUACCUUCUUGCAAGAAUGUAUGCCUUAUGUAUACGUGGUUCUGAAUGCACUAUAAGAGAAAUUUACUAUUGUUUAAAGGAAUAUAUGCAAUGCCAACGUGAGAUCGAAGACGCCGUGAACAUUAUAAGCUGCUUUUUGGAAAUAGAGCAUUGGUAUCUUCCGAUUAUGUCUACUAGUAAGGGCUUAGCACUUGGUGCGCUUACAGUUUACACGUCAGCAGGGGAAGUUAUAAAUUUUAACGUCGCAGGAGGACUGCUCAUUCCGCAAAAGUUAAUAUCAGUAACAAAAAUAGAAAGCGAUGCGCACUGUAUACUGGUUGUAGAAAAAGAUACGAUUUUCAAAAAGCUGGCCGAUGAGAAUUUUUCCAACAAAUUAACAAGGCCCUUUAUCCUCGUCACGGGAAAAGGAUUUCCGGAUAUUAAUACGCGACUUUUCUUAAGGAUAUUGAGAGAUCACUUACGGAUUCCGAUUUUUAUUUUAGUGGAUGCCGAUCCGUGGGGAAUAGAUAUUAUGCUUACCUAUAGACAUGGUUCAGUUCGAACAGCAAAUUUAUCUGAAGUGCUAGCGUUAUCCAACAUAAAAUGGCUGGGUGUUUUGCCCAGCGAAAUUGUCACUCUAGGAAUCGCGCAUACUUCUCUUACGGAGCGCGAUAAAGGCAAGAUAAGGAGUAUGUUAAGACGGCCUUACGUUGCGGAUCAAAUUAAGGAGGAGUUGAACGUUCUACUAGAGAACGAUUUUAAGGCUGGAAUUGAGGGAGUCAUAAAAACGCAUACUUACUUAACCAAUUUCUACCUAACUCACAAAUUUGCCAACCGAGAUUAUUUGUAGAAAUUUUCGUGUUCCUAAUUUUAAAAGACUGUGAAUUGUGUAGGUAAACACGCUGGAAUUAAAUUUUUUUCU
Messenger RNA from Photinus pyralis (common eastern firefly), 2854 nucleotides. RefSeq lists its product as uncharacterized. Gene Ontology annotation, molecular function: ATP binding; DNA binding; DNA topoisomerase type II (double strand cut, ATP-hydrolyzing) activity. The coding region runs from base 368 to 2782 and encodes 804 amino acids. Gene Ontology annotation, cellular component: nuclear chromosome. The transcript has 7 exons. The record is from RefSeq and is a predicted model, not a curated record. Gene Ontology annotation, biological process: reciprocal meiotic recombination; meiotic DNA double-strand break processing; meiotic DNA double-strand break formation. NCBI's taxonomy places the organism in Eukaryota, Metazoa, Arthropoda, Insecta, Coleoptera, Lampyridae.